GAAGGAAAACUCCCUGUCACGUUUGCUACGUGCUAUUAUGUACCUCGUCAGGUUUAGACAAAAGGGAUUGAUGGUUUGCUCAAUGUAUUUGCCAGUAAGAACUAUAUGCAGAAAUAAGCGCGUUAGCAGCAGGUAUAGAAGUGCCAGUAACACGGCCUGCCUCGAACUACAGCGCAACGGGAAUUCAAAUGGAUUUCCACAGUGAGCAACAAAGAGCAGCUCCACAUUGCACAACCCUCUAGCGCCACCUAACGCUCGGAUUCUGCAGCUUUGUGACACAUGGCAGGAAUUUAGCACGGACAAACAUUUGACAUGUUGGACUGUAUUGGCAAAGCGUCUGUGUAUUUGCAAAAGGACCGAUUGCGACUAAACUAUGUAAUGCGAUUUGACGCCCCAGUCUUGAGAACAAUCAGCGUUUAUUGACGCCAUGCUUCUCGCCAGACUGGAAUGGAACUAGCAGCUCGGCUUACGAUGUUGCUGAACUACGAGUCUCGACUGGAUAUUGUAAGGAACGAGUUGCAGCAGGUCAGCAACAGCUGCCAAACACACGGCAUAUUGUUCGGAUUCGGUGCUGCAGAGGUUAAUGGGCACAUAUAGGGGAGAAGGGAUCGUGUGUGCGGGAUAGAGAAUGGGCAGCACAACUGGAAAGCUCGCACUUUGGACUGUGUCUGGCCACUGAGUCAGUCCGCCUCCUUCUUCGUCUCAGGAGUGUAGAAGACGGGCAAAGCGGCGCUUAGAGACGAGACUCGCUCUUCCCCUGAGUCCAGUUCCUUCUCCAACAAAGGGGGGUCGGGGUGCGCUUCUCCCCACCCCAACAAGAGUCCCAUUGCUCCAGUGACCUUCUGCGAUCUGUCUCGCCUAGCCCCUCCCAGUCGGCUCGGGUUCUGUGGCGCAUCCCACCCCCCAUUCCUCUCUCUCUCUCCAUGCUCGGAGCAUUGUGAGACAACUGGGAGUCGCGCUGUGUGUGUGAGUGCAGUGGGCUCUCGGGGAACGGCAGCCCUCGACUGUGUCAUGGCGCGGAGGAGAGGAGGGAACCCGUCCCUGAACGCUGCCCUCGCCUUGCUGCUCCUCUGCAGGCUGUGCGGAUCAUUUGCUGGACCAGUUCAUGUGGACCCACACGUAACAGCAGUUUGGGGAAAGAACAUUACACUGAAAUGUUUAAUUGAAGUUAACGAAACAAUAACUCAAAUCUCAUGGGAGCGAAUUAUUGGCAAAGGUGCACAGACCAUAGCUGUACAUCACCCCAUUUACGGAACUUCGUUUGAAGAGUCAUAUCAGCAAAGAACGACAUUCAAAAACACUUCUCUCCAUGAUGCGACCAUUGUUAUAAAUAACAUUGAAUUUUCUGAUGCUGGAGAGUACAUUUGCAAAGCAGUCACAUUCCCACUUGGAAAUGUCCAGUCAUCAACUACUGUUACAGUGUUUGUUGAACCAACUGUGAGCAUUUCAAAGGGGCCUGAACCCUUACUGGACGGCGGGAAUGAAACGGUAGCAGCAUAUUGCACAGCUGCUACUGGAAAGCCUGCUGCGGAAGUGUCCUGGGAAGGGUCUCUUGGAAGAAUGGAAACAAAUGUAACAUCUUAUCCAAACAAAACAGUGACUGUAAUGAGCCAGUACCGUUUAGUUCCAAGUCGGUUUGCACGAGGAAGAAACAUAACCUGUGUGGUGAAGCAUCCUGCUCUGGAAAAUGAUAUUAGGUAUCCAUUUACUUUGGAUAUACAGUAUGCCCCGGAAGUUUCAAUAACUGGAUAUGAUGAUAAUUGGUUUGUUGGCAGAACAGAUGUUUAUCUUAAGUGCAAUUCUGAUGCUAAUCCAUCUCCUACUGAAAUAAAAUGGACAAGGUUAGAUGGAAUUUGGCCUGAAGGCUUACAGUCUGUCAAUAAUACACUACUUUUCAGCCUCCCACUUACUCACAAUGUUUCUGGGAUAUAUGCGUGCAAAGUGGCCAAUGCACUUGGUCAGAAAAGUGACCAAAAGAUCAUCACAAUUCUUGAUCCUCCCGCUACUACCCCACUUCCUACAAUAUCACAGACCCGCUCAACUACUGACAUUAUUGGCAUAGAAACAUCUUCCAAAAAACUUCAUACUCCAGCGUCCACCUUGGCUGCCCUGCAGGACGGAAACUUUGGCACAAUUAUUGGCAGCGUAGUAGGCGGGUGUCUCUUUCUGAUACUGUUGAUUGUGAUUUUUGGAAUCAUCUACUAUAGGAGGAAACAGACAUUCCGCGGCGACUACUUUACCAAGAGCUACAUCCCUCCUUCUGACAUGCAGAAGGAGUCUCAGAUAGAUGUUCUUCAGCCUGAAGAUCUGGAUCCUUUUCCAGAGAAUCCCAAAAAAGAGAUUAAUAUUAAAGCAAACGAUCAUAUCUAUAACGAAUAUCUUCAAGAUGUAGAGAACUCUGGUUGGAACAAUGUGAUUAGCUACGACAGAUACCAAGAACACUUUGACAGGCCAACAACUAACUAUCCUGAUAAACAAAUGCCUGUUGUAUCCAGGUACAACAAAAACUGCUUUAAUGACAAUGAAGAUGACCUUGUAUCACAUGUGGACGGUUCUCUCAUCUCACGGAGAGAGUGGUACGUUUAGAGAAAGACUGCUGGGAAGGAAAAAAACUUUAUAGUGCAUUCAACUACAUGAUAAGAUGGGGGUGGAGGUCAUGUGACCUCUUAAAACCACUUUGUUUUCAUACCCAUUUACCUUACUUUAGAAGUGGAUGAGUUCAAAUGUGGUCUCCUGCAUCUCUGUCUAUUGGAAAUAUGUAAAUAUAAUCAAUACAUUGGACAUUUGGUGAUUAAAACUUAGUUUUCCUGAGGAGUCGGGAGAAGUUAGGUACAGAGGUAACACUGAGUGUAGAAAUCUACAUAAAUCUCCCCGUGUUAGAAAAGGCUGCUAUUCAUAGACAGUAUUCCCAUUGUGGUUUAUAUUGCUCCGGUACAGUAUGGGUGGUUCCGCUCUCAGUAAAACUUCGCAAACCAAAUAACAUUGAUUUUUAAAAUGCCUCCCGUGCUCAGCAGAAUUAUUCUUUUUCUAAGGGAUAUGGUUACUUUACUCCGAGUCCGAAUCUUCUAGCAUAGCAACACUGGCCAUGUUAUCUGUCAAUAAAUAACAAAUUGUAAGUUUUGCUUUUUAUAUUUUAAACGUUAAUUGUGGUUGCAUACAUUAAUUGUUUUCCUUUUUAUUCAGCAAUAUGACUUAAAGGGACAGUGUCAACAAAAAGUCAUUUUUUUUUCCAUGUAAUUUGGCAUCCCCCAUAACUAUGGUUACUGCUCAGUCCUAGCAGGUUUAACAAAUAAGUUUCUUCUGGAAUAUUUAUUCAUUUGGGGAGAUUAUUAUAAUGUUUCCAUGUAGUUGCCUGUUGCCCAAACUCUGUAGGUGACUGACUCUCUAGCAGUGCAUGUUUUUAGUAUAUCCACUCAGAGCACAUGUACACAGUGGAGCCUAUUUAUCAUGCUAGGUAAGACAUUGGAGAAAAACAUCAGGUGAUGUUCUCCAUAGCAACCAAUCAGCAAUUAGAUUUCAGCAGUCACCUACAAGUUAGAAAACAAAAGCAUCAAUCUGAUUGGUCGCUAUGGGCAGCAUAGGCCCCUUAGUUGUCAUGCUUUAUGGAUAGAUGUGAGUGUUUAGGUCCAAAAAGCAAUUUUAAUUCAGUGACUCUAUGGGCAAUGGCACACAGGGUGAAUUGAGGCAUUUUGUCAGCUGUUUUUUUUUUUUUUGUAGCCAAAACACAUAGAACACCACACUCUCUAUAAGUCAUCUUAAUUCUUAUUCAUGUGCCAAGCUUGUUUUUCACAACAGACACACAGUAAUAAAAGCGAGACUUGACUCCAAAGAAAACAUUUUUAGAAUAACUGGAUAGAAAUAAUGUUCAAGUUCAUAUUUUACAUUUUUGUGUGUCCCUGUAGGAUUUACUACUUGAAAAAUGUUAACAUCUUUAAUUCCAAACAGGGUUUUGCAUUGGGUUAAAUAUAACAUUACAGUACAAGCCUUGCAUAAUGUGUGGGAAGCAUAAUGUGUAGUUGUUUCAAUUACACGCGGGCUUAGUUACUAACAUUAAGCAGGUUUGCAGCAGUACAGUAAACAUACGCUUUCAUUAAUUAACUGUUUGCAGGCUAAAUAGUAAAAGCACACUUCUAACUGGGUGCAAUGGGUUGCUUAAAGGGGUGGUUCACCUUUUAAGUUUACAUUUAGCAUGUUAUGGAAUAGCUAAUUAUAAGCAACUUUUCAAUUAUUUAUUUUUCAUAGAUUUUAAAUUUUUUGUUUUUUUCUUCUGACUCUUUCCAGCUUUCAAAUGGGGGUCACUGACCCCAUGUAAAACCAAAUGUUCUGCAAGGCUACACAUGUAGGGUUAUUGCUCAUCUUGCUAGUUGGGUCCUCUCCUAUUCAUAUUCCAGUCUCUUAUUCAAAUCAAUGCAUGGUUGCUAGGGUAAUUUGAACCCUAGCAACCAGAUGGCUGAAAUUGCAAACUGGAGAGCUGCUGAAUAAAAAGUUAAAUAACUCAAAAAAUACAAAUAGUAAAAAAUGAAAACCAAUUGCAAAUUGUCUCAGAAUAUGCCUCUCUACAGUAUAUUAAAAGAUAAUUUAAAGAUGAACAACCCCUUUAAGUCAUCUCUGAGGGUAAUAUAUGAAAGAAUAUACUUUUGCAUCUAAAUACAGCUUCAUUACCAGGGUGUUUAGUAAAUAGAUACUUCAUUCUCAUCAAGGACACAUUACAGACCCCUCGGUUUUACAGUUAUGGAGAACUGACAUAUAUGCUGUCUAGUUAUAUUAUAAAUGAGUUAAGCAAUUAACAUCUACAGUGUCUCGCACAUAAUAACCGUACAGAUGUGAUGUAACUUGAAGCUUAUAACAGUAUUCUGUUUCAGCUCAGACAUUACAUAGGUAUCCUGAGGAAUUGGAUAACCUCUGAUGCAUUCUCGUACAGAGUUAUGUGCUUUGAAAAAUAGAGCAACUCUGCCCAAAAGGUACAUCGUGAUGCACCUGUUAACGAGGUAGAAUUAGAUAUCAAACUAGUGGCCUAUAGAUCCACAGAAGAAAGUGUCAGUUCUUAUACAUCAGUAACAAAAAGCAUUUCCAUUUUGGUCUCACCAUUUGUACAAGCCAGAGUUAGUUCAACUAGAAUUGUCAUUACUGUCACCCAAUUAUUGUGUUGUAUAAGUAACCAGAGCAACAGUCACUCUAUAUGUACCAUAUUGGUGCCUCCAUCAAGGCAAUUGGUGGUGCUUACGCUACAUCCUAUAAUUAUCCUAUCCUAAAUAUCCGAUACGUUCAGACCUACAUUUUAGUUUUUCUGGGUGCAACAAGGAUUAUAGCCUAUAUGUAUCUAUUUUUAGUUUCAUCAUAAUGCAUAGCUUAUUGCCUUCACUAACACUCUUCUAUAUAGUUGCAUUUGUAUACAGUAUGCAAAGUGGAACUGCCACUCUCUAUAGAUAUCAGCAUCCUCAGUGCUUGAAUGAAGUAUUUGGUCGGCACUGCUUUACUAAAAGAGAAAGGGAUAUGCCACCUCAGGUUGCUAGAUGUAUAUACAAACAUGCCAAUGCUUCAUGUGCACAACACUUUGUUAGAUGUACUAAUCGAGUAUGUGUUCCCAUUAAACGGGUGCUUUGCCUUUAAGGUAACUUGUAGUAAAGAAUGGCCAAUUCUAAGCAACGUUUCAAAUGGUUUUCUUUAUUACUUUUUUUUCUUCUGACUCUUUGCAGCAUUCAAAUGGGCGUCGCUGACCCCUUCUCAAAAGCAAAUGCUUGGUAAGGCUAUAAAUGUAUUGUUAUUGCCAAUUUUUAUUACUCUUCUUUCUAUUCAGGCCCUCUUCUAUUCAUAUUCCAGUCUCUUAUUUAAAUCAAUGCAUGGUUGCUAGGGUAAUUUGGAACCUAGCUACCAGAAUGCUUAAACUGUUUAAAAAGCUUGAACUCAAAAACCUUAAGUAAUAAAAAAUGAAAACCAAUUGCAAAUUGCCUCAGAAUAUCAUUAUCUAUAUCUUACUAAAAGUUAUCUCAAAGGCGAACAACCUCUUUAAUUCUCUGAGAUCAAAGGUCCAAAAAGCGUCUGUGUAAUCUUGGGGGUGCCAUUCAAGUCCCAGUAGGGUUGUAGGACUAACCUUUGUGUAGCAGAAACAGAAAAGCCGUUUCAAAUGGGUUUAGUACUUUAGUAACUAUUUACGGGUCAAAUUAAUCCGUUGCUCUCUAAAUACCUAUAAGAUGAAAACCUCUUGUAUAAUAUUUGCCAGAAAAUAUUCUACAUGCAGCUGCUAUACAAAACACAUAUAACCUUUAAAUAUCAGUUCCAGCUUUAUUGUGUUACUGGCCCUUUAAAUCGUCAUCAAUCAAGUUACAGUAUGCAUUGUACCCCUGCCCGUACUGCAUAUUCUUUGUUUUCAAUUGGGUUUCCGCAUGGCCGCAGGUCGGUUUUAUCCUCUUUACCGCUCUCUGCCAUUAUCAGCCAAACAAUGUGAUCUGCAGUAGAAAUAUUUAUGGGUAAUGACAUUUUUUCAGAUUUGGUGAAAAAGUUUCUCUUUUUGUUUCUGUAUGAGGCAAUGUCUGUAUUUAUAAUGACCACUCAGUGGUACCAAAUUGCUUUGCAAAUGCCAAAGUAUGUUUGUUCAUUGUAAAAAACAAAAAAAAAAACCCUGUGGUACUUUGUAUAUGAAUGUAUGAAUAGAAUUGGCCCUGCUGUUCUUAUUUUUAUACAGUGCUGCCUGUAAUAUUUGGGUCAUAUUGACUUGUAGAAAAAGAAAAAUUGUCAUUAAAAAGCUGCAAAUAGGUUGAAAGAAAUAAGAAGUCUAAAACCUUAGUGAUUCUUCCCUAAGAUUUGAGUUUUCUCUGUGCUAGAAGUAUAUUCAAAUAUGAUCAUGUGAGUGGCAGGGAACUUAGUAACCCGAUUUCCCAGCUUUCGUGCUCAUAAACCACUAAUUAUUUGGUUCAAUAUCAAAAACUGUUAAACUAAUAUAUCGCCUGUACAAAUGCCCACUUGAUCACUGUGCAAGGGUUAUUGGACUUAUAAUGUAUUGUACAGUAUUUUAUAGUCAAAGAUCCUGCUACAGGUACACAGUUUUAACUGAGCAUCACCAGGCUUUAAAUGGAAUGUAUACGAAUCUGUACCCCAUUUCUCAUGAUAAACAUCGUCAUGGUGCUGGCGCUAUGAAUUGUUCCACCCAAUCAGCUCCUGGAACAUAAACAGCUCAUUCAUUUCAUUAACCUGUUUGCUUGGAUCAUAACAAUAACAGACCCAUUUCUCUGUUCUAGGCCACUGGCCAGAAUAUACACCAGUCUUACAAAUGAAUCAUGAUGAAACAUUAGGGUUUGCACGGAUGAAUCGAUAAAGUGGUUUUCGGCAUUACCAUUUAUUGAUUCUUUCACCUCUAAACAAAUGGCAGCAACAGAUUCCCCAUAUAACGUGCUGCACAUAUGCAGUUUGCUUGUGAACCUUGGGUACCUCUGCACGUGGCUUUCUCUGUGGCCUGUUCUUCAGGGUGUCAAUGGGUGGUCUGUGUUAUAUACAGCUGUUGGACUAAGAACAGCUCUGGCAUAUAACUUACGUAUAUAUAACUUCUAUAUGUGACUUCAUCUGAGCAGAGCAAAUAUUUACUGUACAAAGCUGCCCAGACACACUGAAGAAUAGAGAGAGGGUUCUCUAUAGACAGAAGUGUAAGCUUGCAAAAAGCAUCAAGUGUGCAAUGUCAUGGAUCACUUUUAUAUAUCUAUUUAGCCAAUAGAGACAUAAUAAAAUAAUUUAAAGGGAAAUAUAAAGAGCCUGAUUAUAUUAAAAUAGUUUUGGGUAAAAAUGUGGGCUGGGAGGUCAUAACAGGCCUCCAGUUAAACUUGGAAUUUUUUGUUUGCUGUAUUCUUACCUAAUUUCUCUAUGAAUUGUCCAGUCCAAUAGUAGCUUUGGCCUCUGCCUGCAAUGCUAAAAGGGAGCAUCCUACAAGUGGGUGUUUGGCCAGUCCCAGCAAUGCAGUAUCAUUGUAGCCAACAGUCUUCUUUACCUGCCCCUAAAAGGCAAUUUGGCACAUACUUUUCCCUAAACUGAAACAUACCCUAAUGCAUAGUAAUGCAUACGUUCUCUAAAUGUAUCUACACAAUAAGAGAUAUGAUAGGCACUAACAUAAUGUUUUUUUUGGCCUUGCCAAAGACACUUGCACAAAAUCAAACUGAUGCUGAAGUAUAUUUAUAUUUUGUUUUUUGAACUUUGGCUGAAAAUAUUGUGUGAUAUUGGGCCAUGUUCAGACAGUGUUAAGGUUUAUCUCAUAAAUUCUAGAACUGAAUUUAGAGAGAAGUUUUUCUCAUCAUAUUAUUAAUUUAAUCUAGCCCAUGAUGUGCCUCCAUAAUUUCAUCUCCUGCUCUCAAGUCUUUGCACUCAAUUCCAGAGGUGCAAAUAGUGGGACGGGGUACAGAACAGCAUGCAAACCAUGCACAGUAGCCAAUGCUUUCUACAAACUGGCUUUUUAUUAAAUGCAAAAUUGAGCCCCUAUGGGCACAAAGUGCAAUGGAAACUGUGUACUUCAUACUUAUCUAAGGCAGUUUAUAGCAGAGCUUCCUUGUGUUGAAAAGUGCUGCAUUCUAAUACACGCCUGCCCUACAGCUUGGGUGGGUGCAAGAAUUAAGAGGAAAGUGCAUUUGCCCUUACUUUUUAUGUUUAAAUGGAGGAAUUCAGUUCCUGAUACCCAUCUUUAUCCAUUCUAGCAAACAGUAGUCUUAUCUUGCUUAAUGGCAGGGUGUCUCAUAUAAAUAUACCAAUGUCCCACAAGAUCUAGAAGAACCAAUUACUCUUAAUCUAAGGUGUCAGCAUUUACUACACCAUUUCUUGGAAUAUGCAUGGCUGAGGUAACCACUAGAAACAUAAAGCUUAGCUACGGCAAAGUAAAAGAGUGCAUUGAACUAAUCAACAAUGUAAAUAUAUACGAAGUUAAAGCUGGUGUAAAAUAAGUGGAUGGAAAUAUCCCUUGAAAGUAAAGAAUAAGAUAUUGUGACGUGGGCAGCAUAGUGACUCGAUGCGUAGCAUUUUAUCUUGCAGCACUCGGCUCUCAAGUUCAGUUCUGGCCAAGGCACUAUCUGUAAUGAUAUGUUCUCCCUGUUUCUUCUAUUUACAUUUCACAGAAGCUGUUGAAAGCACUGUUAAGAGCAAAAGGGGUUGCAAAGCUUCCUUACAGGAAAGCAUGUACUGCCUUGUGGUGUCCCCCAAAGAGCCAUACUGUGUUGUCUUUCAUGUUUUACACUGUCUCCAGUCAGUCCAAAAUGUGCUGCUUGUCUAUUACCACAGCUGCAUUCUGGGUAGAAAUACUACAAAUCAGCUGUAUGUUAAUGAUUGUAGAUGCUUAACUGGAUCCCAGUGUGUGUUGUCAGGGUAUACAAUAAGGCAAGAAGCGUAGCAACAGCUUUGUGGUGUGAUCCAUCGAGGCAGAAAGAGACCAAAGGUCUAACUCCAUUUUUAGCAUACUAGCUAUUGAACUAGCAACUACAUUUUCCCUCUAAAUAAGCAAAGACAAACGGCUGUUAACAUUGUCGGCCAAACAUUAAAUCGACUUCAAGUGAAUGUAAUUCAUUUCUGCUUUAAUGAUCAAGAUUGUAAAAAGAAUCAGGCUGCACUGGAGCAGCGUCUUCUCUGGUUUUAAAAAUGGAUUUGAUUUAAGUUCCUUUUUCUCUGCAGUCUUCCAAAUUUUGUAUAUUGUGUAUGCGGCGCUAGAUUUUUUCCAAAAUAGCUCUAGAUUUGUAAUUAAGGACACCAUUUAUUUCCAAACGAAAGCUUUUCUACACUUUCAGUUACAACAGGUUGUAGCCGAGUGAUAGAAUUAUUUGUUUAUGCAUUGACUUGUCUUUGUAAUAUAAUGUUCCAAAUUUGAUUGUCCCUAAAUUCAUUUUAGAAAAAUGUAUUUGGCAUUUGUCGACCUGCUAAAGGUUCCGUCAGUCCUCUUCAUUUCAUCCAUGUUUUUGAUUCUGAAAUGUGUACAAUUUCCUGCUAAAGGCGACACUUGAGUUUAGGGUUCGAACUGUAUUUACGGUCAUGUUCAAAAGGUCUUAUAUAUACAUAUAUUUUGAUUAUAUUCACGUUUACAUUUAGUAACAAGUCGCUUGCUGCUUUCAGGGAUGUAUUUACCCAUGAAUUGUAAAUCACCAAAAAAAAAAAAAAUGAAGUCUGUCAAGAGUAGUAGUAGGUUCUGAAAUCCGUUUUUAGAUCUGUACGUAAAUCUACUUGUUUCUAAACUGCAAUGUUCAAUUUUGACGGCUAGAUGAAGCAACUGAAAAAUGUGAUCUAUUUUUUUUUUUUUUAUAUGAAAUAUUUUACUUGCGCUUCUGGUAAGUGUUGGGAUGUAACUUUUGGAUUCAGAAUUUGUUUUUUUUAAAUGUACUGCAAUUUGAGUUUACUAAUUUGGAUGAUUUGCUAAUAUAAAUAUUAAAUUUUUAUGAUAAAAUAUUUGUUAUUCUUGAACUGAGCUUGCGGUGAUGUUAAGAUAUGUUUGUUGUAAAACAAGAAUGAUUGUUACUCUGAGCGAAAUAAAUUUUUACUGAAUUA
This is a messenger RNA of Xenopus laevis (African clawed frog), 10500 nucleotides long. It is a transcript of the gene nectin3.L, whose product is annotated as poliovirus receptor-related 3 L homeolog. The transcript has 6 exons. Bases 1012 to 2586 code for a protein of 524 amino acids. The record is from RefSeq and is a predicted model, not a curated record. Gene Ontology annotation, biological process: cell adhesion; heterophilic cell-cell adhesion; symbiont entry into host cell. Gene Ontology annotation, cellular component: plasma membrane; postsynaptic membrane; apical junction complex. Lineage: Eukaryota; Metazoa; Chordata; Amphibia; Anura; Pipidae. Gene Ontology annotation, molecular function: cell adhesion molecule binding; identical protein binding.